GCAGCUAAUUUUUUUUUUUGAAAAGUGAUUUCGUGAGCAGCGGGGAGACUGCUCAUCUUUAACCGGACGUUUUUUUAAAGAAACCCGGUGACGGAGACGCUAACUCUCCGUAGCAGUUAGCGUUCUUCGUUAACGUCACUUUAAAAGUGAACGGACGGAAAGCUAAGUUAGCUAGCUGCGAUCUGACUGUGACAGAGCUGAAACUUUUAACUCGACUUUGGUUUUGUAUUCGGGUUUUUUUGAGAACUUUUAGAUAGACUUGGACGGAUUCUCGGUGUCCCAAACUGGUAAACUGUCAAGUGAAAUUCAACAAAAAUGGAGCCGGAAAGCAGCUAACAGUUAGCGGGGAGAAGAGUGCUGGGAAACUGUACGAAGUUCCGCUUGGUAGAAGAACUCGUGGUUCCAGCACACCAGUUGACUUUCGGAUAUUUUCCAGUUGGUGAAACAGUCAGUCAGGAUGGCUGGGGACUCCACCGUCAACUUUAACCUCCUCCACCGGACCUGUAAGCUGGUGGUCCUGUUGUGUUUCCUCCACAUCUCCGUUACUGUCGUCUUCUACGUCCGCUCUCUGGACAUCCGGUUCGCCUUCGUCCAGAACCAGCAGUCCAACAAUAAUGUUACACAAACAAUCCCCGUCAGAAACACCGAGUUCACUCCUAAAACCGAACCAAAGGAGGUCGAGACCAAGACGGAAGUACCCGCUGAGGUCCAGCAGCAGGAGCAGAAACCCCCGGAGCAUCAGCCGGAGGAGAAGGCAGAAGAGCCGGAGAAGAAGCUGGAGAAAUGCCCUGAAACAUCACCUCUGCUGGUGGGUCCGCUGCGGGUGGAGUUCAGCACUCCGGUGAAUCUGGAGCAGGUUAAGAGGGACAACCCCAACCUGCAGCCGGGCGGACGCUUCAGACCCAAAGACUGCGAGGCGCUGCAGAAAGUCGCCAUCAUCAUCCCCUUCCGGAAAAGAGACGAACACCUCAAGUACUGGUUGUACUACCUGCACCCCAUCCUGCAGAGACAGCAGCUCGACUACGGCGUCUACGUCAUCAACCAGGAUGGAGAGGAGGUCUUUAACCGGGCGAAGCUGCUGAACGUGGGCUACGCCGAGGCUCUGAAGGAGUACGACUACGAGUGUUUCGUCUUCAGCGACGUCGACCUAAUCCCCAUGGACGACCGCAACACCUACAAGUGCUUCAGUCAGCCUCGACACCUGUCCGUGUCCAUGGACAAGUUCGGUUUCAGGUUACCUUAUAAUCAAUACUUUGGAGGCGUUUCCUCACUGAGUAAAGAUCAAUAUUUGAGGAUCAACGGCUUCCCCAACAACUACUGGGGCUGGGGAGGAGAGGACGAUGACAUCUACAACAGGCUGGCGUCUAAAGGAAUGUCCAUCUCCAGACCGGAUGGUGAGACGGGAAAAUGUCGGAUGAUCCGACACGAGAGAGACAAAAAGAACGAGCCGAAUCCUCAGAGGUUCGACCGGAUCGCUCACACCAGAGAGACCAUGUACAAAGACGGGAUCAACUCGCUGUCCUACCAAGUGGUGAAAGUAGAGAAGUUUGACCUGUUCACGAAGAUCACGGUGGACGUGGGGAAACCAUGACGACGAGCAGCGGAGGAGAGCUGGACUGACGGAGUGAAAACCAAACGUGCCUUUGACACUUGAAUCUUUAAAGAUCUGGUCCGGUGGAUCAGACCUGCUGGACUCAAACGGCUGCUUCUGCUGUUUGAUUCUUCUUGUUUUGCACAAACAGACAGACUGACAGUUUGUGUGGGGUUUUUCUCUGCUGAGCCUUGAGGACUCAUCUCUGAUUGGACGCUGGCUGUAACCAAUCAGCUGCCUUUAGUCAGACGCCACGGCUGCGCUGCCCCCUGCACACGGCUUUUAUUUUGAAAAUCAGUCAGAGACAAUCAGCACUGCUGGCUCACAUGGUCCAAGGCUUUAGUGGUGGGGGAUUAUGGGUAACAAACAGGGUGGGUUUAGAUCUGGUCUGAUCCAUGUCCUGGUUCUGCUUAUUGAUCUGGUUCUGGUUCUUCUUAAUCAAUCUGAAUGAAUGACUGAACCGGUUUAUUCAUCAAUGUGUGGAACCAGUUUCACUUCAGAACCAGAUCUGAACUCCCAGCCCUGCUCUGUGUGUGUGUGUGUGUGUGUGUGUGUGUGUGUGUGUGUGUGUGUGUGUGAUCAGUGUUUCUUCUUGUCCCAAAGUUCAUUUGA
Chelmon rostratus (copperband butterflyfish) is the source of this 2203-nucleotide messenger RNA. It is a transcript of the gene b4galt1l, whose product is annotated as DP-Gal:betaGlcNAc beta 1,4- galactosyltransferase, polypeptide 1, like. Gene Ontology annotation, biological process: protein N-linked glycosylation; carbohydrate metabolic process. NCBI's taxonomy places the organism in Eukaryota, Metazoa, Chordata, Actinopteri, Chaetodontiformes, Chaetodontidae. The transcript is spliced from 6 exons. The record is from RefSeq and is a predicted model, not a curated record. Gene Ontology annotation, molecular function: beta-N-acetylglucosaminylglycopeptide beta-1,4-galactosyltransferase activity; cytoskeletal protein binding. Bases 458 to 1591 code for a protein of 377 amino acids.